UGCUAAUGCAAUUGUGCACCACUACAGUAAAGGUGUGGAAAUCCAAAAAUUUACAAAAAGAUUGAAAAAACAAAAAUAUACAUAUUUAGUGUAAAAUUUAAGGCAAUUAACUUUCACAAAUUGUAAUACGAUAAUAGAAGUGUAUGUUACCGCGAAGGCUUAAACCAAUAUUGCUGUGCAGUGAGUGAAAAGUGUGCGUGACGUGAGUCAAUGAAAAGGCGUUAGCCAGGCUAAAGCUGCUUAGUUGUAGGACUUUUAACAAUCUUGCUGAUAAACAUGCCGUUGCCCAAGCGAUCCAUAGAGCCCGUGCAUGUUGCGCGAUCCGUUUAUCAACAGGAUGAACUGCAGUCUGUGGAAUUGGAGACGGUCACUAAUACCACGUUGACCAACAUAAUACGUCAAUUGUCGUCGCUAUCGAAACAUGCGGAGGACGUAUUUGGCGAGCUAGCGCGAGAUGUGGGCAAUAUUGGAGAUCGAGCUAAUUCACUGCAGGCGCGAAUUGAUCGGUUGGCUAUAAAGGUUACUCAGUUGGAUAGCACUGUGGAGGAAGUUCCUCUCACCGAUAUAACGCGCAAGAAAGCGUUUAAAUCAGCGAAGAUAUUUGAUCAGCAGAUCUUUUCACGUUCCACAAUGCCCGCCCUCAUGCUGGAGACGUAUGCACAGUGCGAUAAGCCACCGCCACUAGACAAGCUCAAUGUCUACCGUGACGAUGGCAAAGAUGGACUCAAAUUCUACACGGAUCCCGAUUACUUCUUUGAGCUGUGGCGACAAGAGAUGCUCAAGGAUACAGAGCGCGUGAUGCAUGACAAGGGCAAAAAGACGCAUCGACCACGACAAGAGGGCGCUGGCGGUGGUCAAAACAAUCGACACAACAAACGUGUUCGAACACCGCACAAUACACGCGAAAAGCAGCGACAAAUCGCAUUAGGCCAUGGCGAAACACUGAUGCCCAACAAUGUUAUCUAUCGCACUCCCAACGCUAUGCCAAAUGAAGAGGCCGGAUAUGGCAAUUCUGUUAAGCCCUAUAAUAUGCUCUCACAUUUGGAGAAUAACAGUAAUCUAGCAAAACAAACGGCUAUCGCUAUAACAGACAUGGGUAUCUACGACACACGCCCUUUGCGGCCCAAUUCAAUUGAGCUGCGGCGCAGUUACCAGUCAGAGCAAAUCGAUGGCAGUGGUUACGAACCACUCACACCACAAGCAGCGGCAAAUCAAUAUGCAGCUGCAUAUGGCACCAAUGGCAUCUCGGCUGCGUCGCAUAUGCAUAUGCAGCAGCAGCAGCAACAGAUGUACGAUAGUUCACUGUACCAUCAGUCGCAUGGGAUCUAUGGCCAGAGCGGACAGGGCGCAAUGUCGCCGGAACAGAUUUAUGGACCGGGCACACCAUCGCGCACUAAGCCGCGACCAUCGCAGCCGCCACCAGCGCCACCGUCGAACGGCAGUGGCGGUGGUACACCAACAGCAUCGAAUGCCAAUACGCCCACACGUGGACGAAGCAUGUCGACGAGUCGGGAUGCGCUGCCACCGCCGCCACCAGUGCCGGAUGUGGUGUCGCCGAUGUCGGGAAUGAACGGCAUGGCCGGUGGUCAUAUGGCAGCUAAACUACUGGGUCGCACAAACAGCACAUCGCGAGCUGGCUCUCCGCAGAUGGCGCCCAGCAACAGUGCACAGAAUGCAAAUGAUAUGGUUAUGGCGCAACUAAACAACACUUUCAACAGCAUGGGCAUCACAAACAACAAUCAGAUGAACUCGCUCAGCGAUUUGCCCCCACCGCCGCCAGUGCCCGAUCAGCACUCACCAAAAAUGUCGCCACCCAAUGUAGCACCACCGCCACCACCACCACCACCGCCGGUGGACGAGAGUGGCCUUGGUGCAGUACAAUUGCAGCCGCAUCCGCACCAAAUUCUGCCAAAGGUAUUGGCCAAUGGUGAACUGCAGCUUUGCCAGCCAAAUGGUGGCUCACACAUUGUGAGUGCUAAAAAGAUACAGGCGCCAUUCCAUGAUCCACGCAACGAUUUGAUGAAAGCUAUUCGAGACGGCAUUAUAUUACGAAAGGUGGAAAAGUCGGAGCUAAAGGAAAUUGAACGCAAUACUGCAAUGUUGGAUGUGGCAUCGAUUUUGGCCAGGCGAGUGGCCAUUGAGCUAUCGGAGUCGGAGGAUUCGGACAGUGAGGAUGAUAGCGAGGGUUGGAUGGAAACCAAUGAAACCUCUGCUUGAUCCCUGAUGGCUUCGGUUAAGCCGGAAAAAAUUGCAAAAAUCAAGAAAAAAAAGUAAUUCCAAAGAAAACUGAUACAGGAUGUGUUAUGAUUGGACACUCAGUUGGAUUACUACGAAGCGCCAAAGCUUUUUUUACCAUACUUUAUAAGAGUAUCCCAAUAUGCGUACAUACCUAUAUACUAUAUACUAAACCUUAAAUCAAAAUUUAAAUCGAAUUGUACAUAUUUACACGCAUAUA
Drosophila hydei is the source of this 2455-nucleotide messenger RNA. RefSeq names its product wiskott-Aldrich syndrome protein family member 3 (gene SCAR). The transcript has 6 exons. Gene Ontology annotation, biological process: positive regulation of Arp2/3 complex-mediated actin nucleation; actin cytoskeleton organization. Gene Ontology annotation, molecular function: protein kinase A regulatory subunit binding; Arp2/3 complex binding; actin binding. Bases 277 to 2217 code for a protein of 646 amino acids. The record is from RefSeq and is a predicted model, not a curated record. Gene Ontology annotation, cellular component: cytoskeleton. Lineage: Eukaryota; Metazoa; Arthropoda; Insecta; Diptera; Drosophilidae.